AUGGAGGUGGAAGUGAAGCUCCGCCUCUCAGACACCUCCGCACACCAAAAGCUCACCGACCUCCUCUCCCCCUUCCACGUCCAAACCUUAAUCCAAGAGAACAUCUUCUUCGACGGUUCCAACGCCGAACUCUCCUCCAACCGCGCCAUACUCCGCCUCCGCUUCUACGACGGCGUUUCGCCUUGCGUCCUCUCCCUCAAGGCCAAACCCGUCAUCUCCGACGGCGUCAGCCGCGUCCAAGAGCUCGAAGAGCCUUUCGACCCGGUCCUCGGCCGCGCCUGCGUGGCGGAGCCUUGGCGGCUCUCUGUUGUCGACUCCUCCGCGCUCUUAACGCGCGUGAGGGAGGAAUACGGGGUCCGAGAGGAAGGGCUAGGGUUUGUGUGCUUGGGUGGGUUUAGGAAUGUGAGGGGUGUGUAUGAGUGGAAGGGGUUGAAGAUAGAGGUGGACGAGAGUAACUAUGAUUUCGGGACGUGUUAUGAGGUGGAGUGUGAGAGCUCGAACCCUGAGAGGGAUAAGAAGAUUUUGGAGAAGUUGUUGGAGGAGAAUGGGAUUAGGUUUCAGUAUUCAGAGGUUUCGAAGUUUGCGAUAUUCCAGUCUGGGAAGUUGCCGGAGUGA
Messenger RNA from Prunus armeniaca (apricot), 615 nucleotides. The record is from the annotation of a GenBank genome assembly. NCBI's taxonomy places the organism in Eukaryota, Viridiplantae, Streptophyta, Magnoliopsida, Rosales, Rosaceae.